Molecule: messenger RNA, 747 nt
Organism: Ostreococcus lucimarinus CCE9901
Lineage: Eukaryota; Viridiplantae; Chlorophyta; Mamiellophyceae; Mamiellales; Bathycoccaceae
Exons: 1
Coding region: 1-747 (248 amino acids)
Biological process (GO): nucleoside metabolic process
Molecular function (GO): methylthioadenosine nucleosidase activity
Source: RefSeq, a predicted model, not a curated record
AUGGCGCCGAUCGCGCGCGUCGCCGUGCUGUUCGCCAUGGACGCCGAGGCGCGACCGCUGAUCGACGCCCUCGGGCUGACGCUCGACGCCGACGCGUUCGCGCGCGUCGGCGGCGACGUCCCCAUGCGCGUGUACUCGGGAACGCUGAAGUCGGGCGCGCGCGUCGACGUCGUCUGCGCGGGGUCGUGCGCGAGGCACAACGUGUGCAACGUCGGCACGGUCGGCGCGGCGCUGUCGACGUACGAGACGUGCGCGACGCUGCGACCGGACGUGAUCGUGAACGCGGGCACGGCGGGAGGGUUCGCGAAGCGCGGCGGCGAGGUCGGCGACGUCUACGUGGCGACGAAGUUUAAGAAUCACGAUCGACGAAUACCGAUCCCUGGAUACGAUAAAUACGGCGUCGGUGAGUACGAUGCGUGGCCGACGCCGCGGUUGAUCGAGGCGCUGGGAUGCAAGACCGGGGUGGUGUGCACGGGGAACUCUCUGGACGCCACGGAGACGUGCCGAGCGCUGCUGGACGAGUUCGAGUGCAGCGUGAAGGAGAUGGAGGCGGCGGCGAUCGCGCACGUCGCGCACCUAUUUAACGUGCCCGUGAUCGCGGUGAAGACGAUCACGGACAUCGUGGACGGGCCGCAGGCGACGGAGGAGGAGUUUUUGCGAAAUUUAUCGUCGGCGGCGGACGCGCUGCGCGACGUCGUGCCGCGCGUCGUCGAAUUCCUCGACGGCAAGUCCGUGGACGAGCUGUGA